Eleginops maclovinus (Patagonian blennie) is the source of this 6016-nucleotide messenger RNA. It is a transcript of the gene ino80da, whose product is annotated as INO80 complex subunit Da. NCBI's taxonomy places the organism in Eukaryota, Metazoa, Chordata, Actinopteri, Perciformes, Eleginopidae. Bases 459 to 3467 code for a protein of 1002 amino acids. The record is from RefSeq and is a predicted model, not a curated record. Gene Ontology annotation, cellular component: nucleus. The transcript is spliced from 10 exons.
AGUUAACCGGAAUGAUUGAAAUGUGAAAAAUGUAAAGCGACACACACAAACUCUUAUUCCUGUCAUAACGAUAUCAACAUGACACUUCUACACUGAAAGGGCUUUUAACAAAGUUGAAUUUCCAAUAUGGUAGGAGAGGUUGUUGUUGUUGAAUGGAUUGUUGUCAUGUCCUCGCAGUGCCUGUAGUGGUGCUGUGUGGAGUCCGCUGUGGAUCCAACAAAAAUCCUCAGCAGCCUGCCUACUGCUUGUUAUUUGCUCUGGAUAGCCUAUAUUUAAAUGCAUCCUUAUUUCAAGAUAUACCGAGCUCGAUGAAGAUCAGUGUUAUUAUCCUGUCGUCGAUAUCGAUGGCCAAAUAGCCUAGCAGAUUGUAAUAGAAAUUUCGGCCGUCUAUCUGGAGUGAAUACCUUACACAGCUCAUACCAAUUCAAGCUGAUGUUGUCAAGAACAAGAGUCACGUGAUGUAUGAAGGCAAACACAUACACUUCUCAGAGGUGGACAAUAAGCCGUUGUGCUCGUACAGCCCAAAGCUCUGCAAGCAGCGCAGACUCAAUGGCUAUGCUUUCUGUAUACGGCAUGUUCUGGAGGAUAAGACAGCCCCGUUCAAGCAAUGUGAAUAUGUGGCCAAGUACAACAGCCAGCGGUGUACCAACCCCAUCCCCAAGUCAGAGGACCGCAGAUACUGUAACAGUCACCUCCAGGUUCUGGGCUUUAUCCCCAAGAAGGAACGGAAAAAGAAACAUGAUGCUUUUGAGGAAAUGCGCUCACGGGCUCACCUGGAGUCAGUGGCUCUCAACAUAACUGUGCCCUCUCUAGCUCUGAAAGCUCCGAAUGGUCUAGAUGAUCUACCGCCAUCUCCUCCCUGUUCACGCCUGUUACCCCUCCCUGACGGGGAACUCCUGGACCCUUUUGCCUUUUAUGAGGAUGACACUGAUGGUGAGGAGGUGGGUUCACCUCGGAAGGGCAACGCCAUCAAGAAGAAAUUACAGAGUCGGCUGGUGCUUAACCAGAAGCUCUACCAUGACACGGACCUCUUCCAGCCACCUCCUGAGCACUUUAGUCCCUCCCCAGCCCCCCGUGUCCAUCCCUCCUCGCCACUCAACUCUCAUCUCCCACGGCAGCAGUCAGGUCUCCUCCAGCCGCCCCAGCACUCCAGCGUGACUUCCUUCAUCUUCCCAGGACAGCAGCAGGGUUUAUUAUGCAAUCCACCACCACCUCAGACAGUCAACUUUCUGCCUCCAGGGAUGCCCGCUAAUGCAGCACCCAGUCCAGUGCAACCUACUGGGCUGUCACUCAGCAGGAAAAUGCCUUUCAAUGCUACUCACUUGCCUGUCAGUUGCAAGGACAGUGGUAUUAACAAUCAGCGGCACAUGGUUGUCAUGCGUCCCGCUGCCUUCUCACCUUCUGCCAGCUGCCUGGCCAGGUUGCAACAUCUGGUGCAGCUCUGUGCCAAGACACACCAGGAGCACGGAGACCUGUUCCCUCAUCUAGGACUGGACUGGUCAGAAGACAGUGCUGAUGAUGAUGAUGAAGAGGAGACCGAGACAUUAUUUCCUUUUCAGAGCUCUUGGAGACCACAGAAUGGGUUGGAACAAGAUAGCGGCUCCUCACGGCGAACAAGGUUACUUAGGCUUUGCUCGUACCUCCAGGAGAAAUACAAGCACAUGUGCAGGCAGGAGAGAGCGAGCAUCCGCCAAAAGAGAUACCGCUAUGUCUUCCGCAAAGCCUUGCUGCAUGCUGCCAGUAACAACCCCAACUGUGCUGGGCAGCUCAUCCAGGAGUUACGUGGUGCCUCUCGAAGCUCCUCAAGUGUGGCACCAGGAAGGCAGCAGAAAACAGACACAGGGACCUGCACUGGCAGCACAAAGGGCCAGGCCUGCAACAACAGGGCUCUGCCCUUCACACGACACUGCUUUCAGCACAUCCUGUUGAAUCGUUCCCAGCAGCUCUUUGCUAGUUGCACAGCCAAAUUUGCAGAUGGUCAGCAGUGCUCCAUCCCUGUGUUUGAUAUUACGCACCAGACACCACUCUGUGAAGAGCAUGCCAAAAAAAUGGAUAACUUCCUGCGAGGGGAUGGGAACCGACGAGUGCAGCACCAGCAGCAGCAGCAGCAGCGAAAGCCACGUAAAAAGACCAAACCACCGGCACUCACCAAAAAACACAAGAAGAAGAGGAGGAGAGGGCCGCGGAGGCCUCAGAAACCCAUCCCUCCAGCGCUACCGCAGGGGAACCUGGGAAUGCCUUCUAUAAGCCUCGCAAUGCCCUCGCAGGCCAGCAUCAGAAGCCCCUCAACUCCAGACCUGAGUGCAGAGGAGCUCCCUGACGAUAUCACCAAUGAAAUGGCAGACAUUCCAAAUGACCUCGAGCUGAACCAGGAGGAUUUCUCCGAUGUGUUACCCAGACUACCCGAUGACCUGCAGGACUUCGACUUGUUUGAAGGGAAGAAUGGGGAUUUGUUGCCCACCACGGAGGAGGCUGAGGAGCUGGUGCGAGCACUGCAGGCUAUGGGCUCCUACCCAGACUCUUUGGUGUGCCUGACCUCCAUGGGAGACCUGGCCCCCUCUGAAGGAGUGGACCACCGAGCCAUGGCGGUGUUCCCCGGUCCGGUGCAGCCGGGGGGCAUGGGCGACCUGCUCAACAGCCGAAUCCAGACAGAGAAUUUCAGCAGCCUCGAGCUGGCGGACAAUCUCCUGCAGUCAACCGGGGGUCACUUUCCCCCCUCGCCUCCAUCUCAGCCCGUUAACCAGCCCCAGACGUCGUGCUCCAACCUGACCUCAUCUUCCUCUACGGUAGCCCCCUCCACCACCUCCCUGCUCACUCAGACCCCCAUAACGGAGCGAACUUUUCCACGCACACACACAUCCCACGUCCUGGCCAAGUCUGAUGCACCAACAUCAUCUCCCCAAGGCAGCCACUACAGCAGCGAGCACGUGCCAUCCCCGUACAGCGACCACAUAUCUUCUCCCCACGCCAGCUCCUUCCAGUCAGAUACCCCCCUGCUGCUGGAAGUCCCUCUCAGCGGGUUGCCAGGACCCCCGCGCUCUUCAUGGAACAAUCUCCCUCUCCCCCUGACAGACCCAACGCAAUUUGGCAAUCUCAUAGGCUCAGAAAGUCAUCUCAUAUCCACCUCUCUGUCCACGCCCCCGGCCACCACCCACUCUGUGACACUGCAGCCCAUGGCGGCGCUCUCAGCGAUGCCUCAGAGCGGCCUGACUGGUUUAACGACGUCCCCCGCCCCCUCGUCGUCCCUCCCAUCGGCCUCACGCGAUCUUCUGACCUCCACAAAGCCCAAGCAGCAGCUCCCACAGUUCAGCGCGGCCUUCGGUCAUCAAUUGGCCUCCCACAGUGGCAUCCCGAAAGACGUGCAGCCCAGCCACAGCUCCACAGCGCCCCCCGCUGGCUAUUCCAUAGUUAGUGCCACCGCUGCAAGUGCCAACAGCGCCACGCCACCCUUCACGCAAAGUAAAUGAGAGCAGUCGGCCUGCAGCGGCUGCAUGGCGGUCUGUUGACUCACAGUCACUUACAAUCCAGUCGACUGGCUCCGGCUUAACCACCUUUUCAUCUGCUACAUAUGUGCAAUGUGGUAAUAGUGCACUAUUUGAUAAUGAAUUUGCACAACCUCAGAUUUUCCACAAUAUUUUCUAUUUCUGUUUUUUUUACCCUGUAGCCAGGCGGUCUCUCGGAUUUUAAGUCAGUGUGAGUCCACUCGUUUAAUGCCUUGUGGUUUCGUCAUUAAGGGGGUAACAAUCCAUUUUGGCGAUGAAAUAAAUGGUGAAAAUUGGUGGAAGGACCUUUAGCCGAGAUUAUCUGUCACAGUGCUCAGAAUUAAUUGACGUAGAAGCCUCAAUCAGCGGUCGGUUUGUUUGCUUUGCCAGUUCAAGUCGUGUCUUUAAAUGAUCAACUGUACGCUGCCUUGCUCAGAUAGCCAUUGCAUUUUUUAUUUUACAACCCGCUACACACACUGCUUCUGUCGCCCUUGGACAAACUAAGAGUACAGGUUGUGAUAUUUGUGACUCAUUAUGUUUCAAAUUAUUUCUGUCAUCAUGAUUAUAGAAUCUUACUGAGUCUGAUUUGUCUCAUGAAUUUACCAAAAUACUUUUAAACAGCUGUUUUUUUAAAAACUGUGUAUACUGUUUAUGUGCUCAUUUAUUGGUUAGCUUGGACGCCCAAAUGUCUGACCUCACCAUUGGUUGUGGCACUCCGAGUGGCCUAGUUAGACACUUGAAGGUAAAAAUAGUUUCUUAAAGCAAUAAACACAUUAACAUAACUCUAGUAUUGUAAGGUAUUUUAUUGGUCUCAUCACAUGUAGCUUCACUUGCUGAAUCCAGACUGGAUCAGGAACAUAGUUUGGCCUCUUUAACUGUUGUAUUUUUUACUUUACUCAGAAAUAGGGCCCACAAAGAUCAGUGAUCAGGUCAACCCAACUUCAUCUUUCUCUCAGGUCAUACUGAGGGGAUUUCUAAAGCUAAUACAUGAGUUUUAGGGUUAAUGACAGUGUAAUCCAGGGACUUUAAGUGUCUACUCUGAAAGGUGCUCUGUGGUCCACAUAUACAAUGGAUAUUAGUGACUUACAUUUCAGGCAGAUGUAGUGUCAAGACUACAAGGAAACUCAAUUUAACACAUCUGAAUACCCUGACAGGGCUAUGGUAGGUGAUUUAAAUGGUGUUGAGGUGUGUCUGUUUCAAUAAAACUCACAAUUUUAUGCUAAAUGAUGCAAUCCUGGAGUCUGGAUUUAAUUUUAGAAAAAUGAAAACCACCCAGAAGCUCCUCCCGUUUGUUACCGGCUCAUACAGCAGUACAACCAUGGCUUUUGAUAGAUAUUAUAUUAGACAGAUUGUCAGACAUUGUUGAGUAUUGGGUAUAUAGAGUAGCAAGUCUCGAUCUUGGGGUUUGUUGGUGAAAUAUUGAGUAGCAAUGAAUUGAAAUUGUUCUUUGCAAUGUAUUCAGUGGAACAUGUGUCUUGUAGAAUGAGUCUCUUGUUUUUUACUGGCUAUCAAAGUGGUUGAAUUUGGAGGGAUCAAUGUUUAUAUGCUGUCACUUGGUUUUUUCAGUAAUAUAUCCUGAUUGAGAGUAUUUUUGAUGGCUAUUAAACUCCAGGGAGAAGUCUUGAGAUUUGCAUGGUGCAGCAACCUUUGGUGUUAGAGCAUUAUAAUAUUAUUAGAUUAUGAUCACUGGUUUGAUUCUUGGUGGUAUGAAAUUAAGGAAUAUAUGCAUCGCCAUUUCAUUUUGUGGAGAAAAACUAAUCAACAUUACAGUUGUUCUUUUUUCAACAUAGAUUUGCACAGGAGUGGUUGAGGCCGCUGGUGUUUCACAUGUCCCGUGUCUGUCUUGCCUUUUUCUUUUUCUUUUAUAUAUAUAUAUAUUUUCUUUUUGCUUGGACGCCCAUUGAACAGCUGCCAUCAUUACCAGCUCUGAGUCUGCACCAGACCCCCCCCCAUUUCCAGCUGUGAGAAGGCCCAGUUCUGUCUCUCCCUUCCAAAGAGAAAACACACAAUGAAGUGUAAACCCGUAGCUCCGCCAGAGACAGCUGGGCCUCUCCGUCACUGCAGUGUCGUAACUAAUAGUCAUAAACACAGUGCCCCAAAAGUUAAAAAAAAUAUUCUAGUUGGAUGGAAAUGUUUGCAAGGCAUUACUGUUGUAUCCACAUAGCAUGAGAUUAGUCACUGCACCAGUUUACCCCAGAAACCACGUAGAACAAAUUAACAGGGCUUGACUGUAGGCACAUUUAACUGCUUGAAUUCAGAGAUGGCUGACAAAUUCCUAUACUCAUUGAAUGUACUGUAUUACUGUUUUUAAAGAUAGGAUGAGCUAAUCUAGUCACCUUUUGUUAUUGGUCCUUGUUUAAUUUGUCUAAGGUAUUUUUUGUAUACAAAGGUUUACAUUUUUAUGUAUAUUUUUCUUGUGUACAAAUGAUGUAAGAUGUGUACAAACACUGUAUGUAAUAUCUGUAUAUAGUGUGAGAAAUUUGAUCUUUUGUUUUUGGAUGUAUAAAUAAAACUUGCUGUGAGGUAUUUGCUGA